GAUCUUUGACAUCCUCGUUUGCCUGGAUCGCAAUCUCCAGCGCUGCCAGAAAUUAGAGCAGAGCAGAGAAAGGGGUUAGAAAAUGGGGGUUAUGUCGAGGCGAGUCGUGCCCGCCUGCGGUAACCUCUGUUUCUUCUGUCCCUCAUUGCGUGCAAGGUCCAGGCAACCUGUCAAACGCUACAAGAAGUUGCUUUCUGACAUCUUCCCUCGCCAUCAGGAUGCUGAACCCAAUGACAGAAAGAUUGGGAAACUAUGUGAAUAUGCUUCAAAGAACCCAUUGCGAAUCCCAAAGAUUACUGAACUUCUAGAGCAAAAAUGUUACAAGGAUUUGCGAAACGAACAUUUUGGAUCUGUUAAAGUCAUAUUGCGUAUUUAUAGGAAGCUACUAUCUUCAUGUAAAGAGCAAAUGCCACUAUUUGCGAGUAGCCUACUAGAAAUAAUUCGGAUUCUCUUAGAACAAACCCGACAUGAUGAAAUGCAGAUUUUGGGUUGCAACACCCUUGUCGACUUUAUAAAUAGCCAGAUUGAUGGUACACACAUGUUCAACCUAGAAGGCCUUAUUCCUAAACUCUGUGAAUUGGCUCAAGAAAUGGGAGAUGAUGAGAGAGCUCUACAUUUACGCUCAGCUGGAUUGCAAUCGCUAGCUUUUAUGGUGUGGUUCAUGGGUGAGCACUCUCAUAUCUCGAUGGAUUUUGACACUAUCAUAUCAGUGACUUUGGAAAAUUACACGGAUAUCCAUACUAGACCUGGGAGUGCCAAAGAAGGUGGACAAUUUUCUGAAUCUCAGCACCAGUGGGUUCAAGGAGUGCUAAAAGCAGAAGUUCAUGAUUCAUCUUUUCCAGAUGUCAGUCAGAAGGUUCCUUCAUUACCAAUCCUGAACACCCUUGAUCUGGAUCCCACAAUUGAUACAGACAAGAGUCCCUCUUACUGGUCAAAGGUUUGCUUGCGUAAUAUAGCUAGAUUGGCAAAGGAAGCUACAACAGUGCGACGAGUGCUUGAACCCCUUUUCCAAAAUUUUGAUGCUGCAAACCAUUGGUCCCCUGAAAAUCGACUUGCCUAUCAUGUUUUAAUGUAUUUGCAGUCACUAUUAGAGGAAUCAGGAGAUAACUCCCAUCUGUUAUUAUCCAUAUUGGUCAAGCACUUGGAUCAUAAGAAUGUUGUCAAACAGCCUCGGUUGCAAACUGAUAUUGUAAAUGUCACCACACAAAUAGCACAAAGUGCAAAGCAGCAGGCAUCAGUUGCGAUUAUUGGUGCAAUAUCUGACUUGAUAAAGCAUUUACGAAAAUGCCUGCAAAAUCAAGCUGAAGUGUCCAACCCUACUAGUACAGAAAAAUGGAACCAAGAUCUUCAGUCAGCACUAGAGAGAUGCAUCUUGCAACUAUCAAAUAAGGUUGGAGAUGUGGGACCCAUACUUGAUAUGAUGGCUGUGGUUCUGGAGAAUAUCCCAACUAGUACUAUUGUAGCUAGGGCGACAGUCUCAGCUGUUUAUCUAACCGCAAAGAUGGUCUCUUCUGUUCCGAAUAUAUCCUAUCACAAGAAGGCAUUCCCUGAUGCUCUGUUUCACCAAUUACUCCUAGCAAUGACGCACCUAGACCAUGAAACACGCAUUGGAGCUCACAGCAUUUUCUCUAUUGUUCUUGUGCCAUCUGUACUUGUUCCUUCGCUACAGCGGAAAAUGAACUCUGUCCAGGCUGUUUCUGGCUUUUCAUCUGUCAGUAGAUCGGAUUUUGUAAAGGAUGGAAGUUUCUCCAUUAAGGAUAAAGGGAAAGACACAGGUGCACCUGCGAAUGGAGAGUUGAGGGAAGAGGAAAGUCAAAUAUCAGAUGUGUGUGAAAACCAAUCUGGCAAAUCUUACAGCUUCAAGAGUGCUUUGACGGGUGGAAGAGCAGAACUACCUUCCCUUCGGUUAAGCAGUCAUCAAGUGAGUCUAUUGCUUUCAUCCAUCUGGGUUCAGGCAACAUCUGCAGAGAAUACCCCAGCAAAUUUUGAGGCGAUGGCUCAUUCUUAUAAUGUUGCUUUACUGUUUACCCGAUCAAAGGCUUCAAGUCAUAUGGCUCUAGUAAGAUGCUUCCAGCUGGCAUUCUCCAUCAGGACUCUUUCUCUGGAUCGAGAUGGGGGCUUGCAAGAAUCUCGUAGAAGGUCUCUUUAUACGUUGGCGUCAUACAUGCUUAUAUUUUCAGCCCGGGCUGGGAAUUUCCCGGAGCUAAUUCCCAUUGUUAAAGCAUUAUUGACAGAUCAAAUGGUUGAUCCUUGUCUUCAGUUGGUUGAUGAUAUCCUACUGCAGGCAGUUUCGAUUGAUUCCAACAUGGAGAAGCUAUCUUCUGGAUCACAUGAAGAUGAAGUUGCUGCAUUGAAAUCUCAUUCAGCAGCUGAACUAGAUGACCAACUGUUGAAAGAAAACGUGAUAUCCCAUUUCAUGACUAAAUUCGCCAUAUUGUCAGAGGAUGAAUUGUCUAGCAUCAAGAAGCAACUCUUACUAGGUUUUUCACCGGAUGAUGCAUUUCCAUUAGGAGCUCCACUGUUCAUGGAGACACCGCGACCAUGUUCUCCUCUUGCCCAGAUAGAUUUUGCUGAUUUUGAUGAGGUGAUGCCUCCAGGUUCCUUGACGGACGAAGAAGCCUUCCCUGAGCCUAGUGGAAGUCAGUCAGAGCGCAAGACAUCACUUUCAAUCAAUACACUUGACAUUCUAAAUGUUAAUCAGCUCCUGGAUUCAGUUCUGGAAACGGCCCAACAAGUUGCCAGCUUCCCAGUCUCCACAACGCCUGUACCAUAUGACCAAAUGAAGAGCCAAUGUGAAGCCCUUGUAACGGGCAAACAACAAAAGAUGGCAGUUCUCCAUAGUUUCAAGCAUCAACAGGAAACCAAGGCGUUAGUGCUUUCCAGUGAAAGUGAAAACAAAUCCCAUGCUUCACUACCCAUGGCAUUGGAAUCUUCAGAGGGGGACUCAAAGGUGAAAGACGAGGAGCAAAUUCAAGCCAAAAACCAGCUCCUCGUAUGUUCGCGUGAGUAUGGACAGCAUUCUUUUAAAUUACCACCUUCAAGUCCUUAUGACAAAUUCUUGAAAGCUGCUGGAUGUUAAUGGCACUAUCUGUACCAUACAUUUGUACGUAACUAUAGUUCAUUGUUCUUUCCUCUUUCAUAAUCUUCCAGAAAUUGGUUAUUUUUUCAUUCUUUAGACCAGUUUUAAGUAUGCUUAGAUGCUUGUACCUUUCAUGCCCAAAUGCGAGAAAGGGGAGUUGUAAUGGAGAAAAGGGUUGUCUUCCAUUCUUGCACAAAAACAGCGUUGUUUUGAGUAUUUAAGCCUAUAUUUUGUUAAUAUUUAUGUAGAUAUCAGUUUGCUUUUAUUAUGAACCGGUAAACCCUACUACUUGUAUAUUGUAUUUUCAAACAUUUGGGAUAAGAAGGUUUGGUAAUACAACUUUGCAUUUUCCUACA
Molecule: messenger RNA, 3435 nt
Organism: Fragaria vesca subsp. vesca
Lineage: Eukaryota; Viridiplantae; Streptophyta; Magnoliopsida; Rosales; Rosaceae
Exons: 20
Coding region: 83-3079 (998 amino acids)
Source: RefSeq, a predicted model, not a curated record